This is a messenger RNA of Gadus morhua (Atlantic cod), 2419 nucleotides long. RefSeq names its product E3 ubiquitin-protein ligase TRIM39. The record is from RefSeq and is a predicted model, not a curated record. NCBI's taxonomy places the organism in Eukaryota, Metazoa, Chordata, Actinopteri, Gadiformes, Gadidae. Bases 142 to 1770 code for a protein of 542 amino acids. The transcript is spliced from 2 exons. Gene Ontology annotation, molecular function: protein binding; zinc ion binding.
UUAGGGGCGGAGAGGAGAGGAUGUCAUGUUCAGGAAACGAAACUAAACAUUCAUAGAAACCAAAGCACACCGUCGUUUGAGCAGUUCCCUCUUUCAGGAGGAAAAUAAAACUUGUCUGACGGACAGAAAACACAACAAGGAAUGGCCUCUGCUAACACUUCCUGGUCUGAGGAGGACUUUUCAUGUUCCAUCUGUCUGGAUGUGUUCAGCAGCCCGGUUACCACACCAUGUGGACACAACUUCUGCAGAACCUGUAUUACAAAGUUCUGGGAUGAACAAGUCAAGUACAAAUGUCCUGUUUGCAACCAGAUUUUCGACACAAAACCUGAUCCACAGGUCAACACCCUCUUAUCAGAGCUGGCUGCUCAGUUUAGAACAACCGUACGAGUUAAAGAGCAGCCUUGUGUUGAACCAGCAGAAGUUCCUUGUGAUGUCUGUACUGGGACCCAGCUGAAAGCCAUGAAGUCCUGCCUAGAAUGUCUUAUCUCUUACUGCCAGACCCAUCUGGAGCCACAUCAGAGAGUCACAGUCCUGAAGAAACAUCGGCUGGUCGAGCCAAUGGACCGUCUGGAAGACAGGAUGUGUAAGAAACACGACCGACUUCUGGAGCUCUUCUGCCUGACUGAACAGGUGUGUGUGUGUCUGUUGUGCACAGUGACAGACCACAAGUCCCAUCCUGUUGUACCUCUGAAGGAGGAAUAUGAAGUGAAGAUGGCCCAGCUGGGGAAGAUAGAGGCUGAAGUUCCACAGAUGAUCCAGGAGAGGAAACAAAAGAUUAAGGAGGUCAAAGACAGAGUAGAACUGAGUAACAAAGAUGCAGACAGAGAGAUAGCCAUUGGUGGGCAGGUCUUCACUGCUCUGAUAGGCUGUGUUGAAAAGUGCCGGGAUGAAUUCAACCAAACGGUUCAAGAGAAACUGAAAUCCACAGAGAAACAAGCUGAAGACCUCAUCAAAGAGCUGGAGCAGGAAAUAGAAGAUCUGACCAAUAGAUGCUCAGAGGUGACGCAGCUCUCACACACUAAAGACCUCCUCCACUUCCUCCAGACCUUCAGAUCCCUGAAGGAUCCUCCACCCACCAGGGACUGGACCACGGUGGAGGUCCGUCCUCCGUCAUACGUAGGGACCUUGAGGAGAUCCCUGGAUCAGCUGGAGGAGACACUGAACAUGGAGAUGAAGAAGCGUGAUGAUGAUGCUGAACUGAAGAGGGUCCAGCAGUAUGAAGUAGAUGUGACUCUGGAUCCUGAUACAGCUAAUGGCUGGCUCAUCCUGUCUGAGGAUGGCAAACAGGUACAUGAUGGAGGUGUAGGGAAGAGACUCCCAGACAACCCUAAGAGAUUUACAAAUUAUAAAUGUGUUCUCACGAGGCAGAGCUUCUCCUCAGGGAGAUUUUACUUUGAGGUACAGGUUAAAGACAAGACUAUUUGGUUGUUAGGAGUGGUCAGAGAGUCCAUCGACAGAAAAAGAGGGACCACGUGGACCCCUGAGACGGGUUACUGGACUCUUUACUACUACAAGGAUGGGUUGGUGUUUAGAGAUAACCCUGAUGUCCGUCUCCCUCUGAGAGCUGGGCUCCAGAAGGUGGGGGUGUUUGUUGAUUAUGAUGAGGGUGUGGUCUCCUUCUAUGAUGUGGAAGCCAGGGUCCAUCUCUACUCUGCUACUGGCUGCACCUUCAGUGAGCCUCUCUAUCCAAUCCUGUACCCAGGUCCCCGUGAUUAUGGAGGUAACAACUCUGCCCCCCUGAUCAUCUCACCUGUCAAUCAAACAGACUAGGGCCUUUGUUUGAUAAUAAAACAAAGAAACAACCAAAACAACUAAUGUUGUUUAGUGAAUUAGAAUCUCUACUAUGUGAGAUCUGAGAGAUCUGCUUUAAUGUCGUACUGCUGACAUUUAACGAGAUGUUCUUUAAGAACAUAAUCACAGUUGUUGAAUUCAACACCGUAUAAAUAAAUAUAUAUUUUCUGUUUUCUCCGAUUAUUUUUACACAUUUAAAGCUAUAGAAUUGUUAAAAGGUGCAGUUAUAUAGAACAUAUGAGGACUAAUAAUUGUACUUUUUUUUAACAUUGCUAUCUGUUUUAACUUCUGAAUAGUGAAUGACAAAAAAAACAUGUCCUUACACGUUGUGGACAACUCUUCUCCUCCUCCUCUCUCUUAUCUCUGCUCUAGUCUGUAACUCAGAUUGUGUUCAUUAUUGUCGUACAUUACAUUACUUAUGGUCUAAAUAAGUCUCCAAGUGUGUCGUUAGUCGCCUUUCAGAAAUAAAGGCACUCAUAGGAUCAAAGAUACGUGCACAACUGUAAACGAUCUGUAAUAUUUGGUACUAUUCUUUAGUCAUUCUGUUUAUGAUGUACUUGUAAGUGACUAUUGUUCAGUUAUAUUUGUUGUUAAAGCAUAAUGGUAAUAAACAACUCAGUCCAACCCA